CUCGGUGUCAGCUGUGUGGAAUGUGACCCUCCCCCGCUACCCCUGAGGGUCCCGGGUGCAGCCACCAGCUGUUUCUCCCAUGUUUCCCUGACAUCUUUCCUCCUGCUCUGCUGUUGGAUCGGAAAGACUGCUGUAAGAUGUCUUCUACUCCAGAGCUGCAACCCUUCCUCUUCACCACGCUGCCCUACUUUCAGCCAGCCACUUCAUCAGUCCCGGCUUUGGCACUCAAUAGCACCUCUUGCGAGGAGGGGGAGCAGACCCACCACCUCCUUUUCCAUCUGGCGAGCCUGUCCUUGCUAUUGGGUCUCGUCAUCCCCACCACCCUUGCCCUGCACAUGAUCCUGUUGCGCCUCCUCUUGAUGACAGGAUGUACUCUCUUCAUUGUGUGGGCGGCACUGUACAGGUGCAACCUGGAUGUGAUGGUUUGGAAUGUGGUGUUUCUGGUGGUCAACUUCAUGCACCUGUUCUUCCUCCUGUACAAGCGAAGACCGAUUAAAAUCGACAGGGAGUUGCAGUCUGUCUACAAGCGGAUGUUUGAGCCGCUCCAUGUGCAGGAGGCUCUUUUUCAGAGGCUCACAGGGCAGUUCUGCACCAUACAGACUCUAAAGAAGGGCCAGGUUUAUGCUGCCGAGGAGAAAACAUCUGUGGACGAACGUCUCAGCAUUCUCAUCAAAGGAAAGAUGAAGGUAUUGUAUCGAGGUCAUUUUCUUCACAACAUCUAUACCAAUUCCUUCAUUGACUCGCCAGAGUUCAGGUCCACUGAAAUGCACAGAGGAGAGAAGUUUCAGGUGACCAUCAUGGCCGAGGAGAACUGUAAAUUCCUUUGUUGGUCUCGAGAGAGGCUCACCUACUUCCUGGAGUCCGAUACUUUCCUAAAUGAGGUGUUCAGAUACCUCAUCGGCAAAGACAUUACCAACAAACUGUACUCUCUAAAUGAUCCCACACUCAGUGACAAGGCUGUGAAGAAAAUGGACCGUCAGCCAAGCCUAUGCUCUCAGUUGUCUAUGACGCAAAUGAGGAACAGCAUGGCGAGCAACAGCGACACUGAUGAUGUCCUUAACCAGAUCCUACGAGGAGGUUCUGCUGGAUCAUCACUGCUUCGUCAAGCUCCUGAAGUGACACCACCCUCGUUGGCCUCAUCUUUGGUGGAGACGACUCCGCCUAAGGGUGAAGAUUGACCAACUGGCUCGACGCUCUAAACCAGGGGUGCCCAAUAGGUUGAUCACGAUCGACCAGUUGAUCACGAUCGACCAGUCGAUCUCGAAGGCAGUAUCAGUCGAUUGCGUGCCAUCAAAAAAAAUAAAUCACGUCACGCAUGCGUCUACUGUGGGAGAUGACCGAAACAAAUGCUAAUACUAAUUAGCGAUCCUUGCUUACUAAUGAACGCAUUUAAUUUCAUUCCAAAGCAACCCACGCUGACUCCAGUAAGGUAAUGACCUUGAAUGAGCGGGAUGCUUGUGACGGUUUCCUCCUGACAGAUGAGAGGCUCGUUGUUUUCUUCAUAUCGACUCAUUUUGCGCUGACAGCAGUGCCGCUGUUGUUUGGGAUCUCUUCACCCCCACCCCGGUCCUCGGAGGGGAGGGGGGGUAGAUCGCCAUGACUUGGUUAGUUGUUAGUUGAAAAGUAGCUUGCGAGCCUGAAAAGUGUGGGCACCCUUGCUCUAAGCACAUUGGAGAUGGUUGUGGAUUUCUAAAGAAUUGCAGCACCCACCUUCCCCAAUCACCCUGGGUGACUUCUGUUGUGGAGUCCUUCCGCCUCCUGGGCUCCAUCAUUAUCCAGCAACUCAAGUGGGAGCUGAACACCAGCUCCAUCACCAGGAAGGCUCAGCAGAGGAUGUCCUUCCUGAGACAGCUGAAGAAAUUCAACCUGCCAAAGACAAAGCUGGUGCUCUCCUACACGGCCAUCAUUCUGUCCAUCCUCUCCUCCUCCAUCACCGUCCACUGCCAAGGACAUGGACAGGCUGCAGAGUGUCAUCCACUCUGCAGAGAGGGUGAUCGGCUGCAAUCUGCCGUCCGUCAAAGGACGGCAGACGGCUUGUUUUCCUCCAGGACUCUGAGGCGGGUAAAAAAGAUUGUAGCCUGACCCCUCUCAUCCGGACACAGACUUUUUGAGCUACUUUCCUCGGACAGGAGGCUGUGGGCCUUUAGGACCAAGACCUUACGCCACAGAAACAGUUUCUUUCCCUCAUCAGCUGGUCUCAUAAACCGAGUACCCCACUGACCCAGACAUUACAUCCCCAGGACAUUUCCACAGUGGUUUCUUACCAUGGAAAUACAUGUGCAUACAUGUGUGUUUUAAU
Messenger RNA from Gasterosteus aculeatus aculeatus (three-spined stickleback), 2299 nucleotides. It is a transcript of the gene popdc1, whose product is annotated as popeye domain cAMP effector 1. Gene Ontology annotation, cellular component: sarcolemma. NCBI's taxonomy places the organism in Eukaryota, Metazoa, Chordata, Actinopteri, Perciformes, Gasterosteidae. The record is from RefSeq and is a predicted model, not a curated record. Gene Ontology annotation, biological process: skeletal muscle tissue development; regulation of membrane potential; striated muscle cell differentiation. Gene Ontology annotation, molecular function: cAMP binding.